AUGGAUCCUUCUCCAGAUCUCGUUAUUGGGAUAGAUUUUGGAAUGACAUAUACUGGAGUCGCUUGGACGAAUCUACUGACUCCCGAAAUUUUUGUCAUCAAAGACUGGCCUGGACUUGGUCAAGAUGCGCAUGAGACGAAAGUGCCAUCAAAAAUCAUAUACGCACGAAAUCAGGCUGUUCGAAAAUGGGGUUUUCUCUGCGAUUCUCAAGACGAAUUCGAAGAGCACGAACAAGUCUUCGAAUGGUUCAAAAUAUAUCUUGACCAAGGGAAUGUGGAUAGAGCAAAGCGUGUUGGUCUCGCAGACACCCCUCAAUCCGUUGAAGAAGCGAAGAAAUUGACCACCGACUAUCUUCGCGAAGUGUACAAUCAGACGAAACGGGUGAUCGAGAUGAUGAGUGGGCCGUGGAGCAACAAAAGAGUAGAGUUCAUAUUCAGCAUGCCGACUACUUGGACGAAUCAAGUCAUCUUGAAUGAGUUCAAAGCUGUUAUUAAGGAGUCGGGUUUUGGCCGUGAAGAAAUGCACACGGCAAAAUUGGAACUCACAGAAGCAGAGGCCGUUGCAGUUUACACCGUCAAAACCGCACAAAUCCGAUUCGAGAAAGGCGACAUCUUUCUCGUAUGCGAUGCUGGAGGAGGUACGACGGAUCUUGGGCUUGUCGAAAUUGCACAAGCCAAUCCAGACGUGCCUGUGCUCAAGCAGGUCGCCGCGGUGCAAGGUGUUGGAAUUGGAUCAACAGUCAUUGAUCGCGCCUUUCAAGCCUUGGUCCAGAGACGGAUAGACCAGUAUCCGGAUGUUCGGCAUCUUCUUGAAAAUAUUGCCUUCACGCUGUCCAGAAGCCAAAGCUUUCGGUCGAUAAAGCAUAAUUUUGGUACUGCUGCAGGUGAUCAGUCCACCUUUUAUCUACCAAUUGACGUCAAUCGAGACCUCGUUCACCCAGGACUUGGAAUAAAUCGGGGGAGAAUGGCAUUUUCGAAGUCCGAGAUCCAAGGUCUUUUCGACCCCCAAAUUAACCAAAUAAUUACCCGAAUAAACGAACAGUUCAAUUGGAUGCAAGGAAAUAGGGGCAGUGAAAUUGUGAAAUACUUAGUACUGUCAGGUGGACUUGGUGGCUCUGAAUACGUUCGAUCUAAAGUGGAACAGAGGUACAAGUCGAAUCCACAUGCAAGUGCUCCGAAUUUGUAUGUAUUCAAAUCACAAGAGCCACGGCUAGCGGUCGCCAAAGGUUUAGUCAUGGACAGGAGGCAAAAACUUGUGACUGGAGCAUCCGCUUUGAAGACCAGAAUUGCACGAGCAAGCUAUGGGAUCCUGUGUCGUGAGCCGUACAACGAGCACGUUCACAUUGGAGAAGAAGUCGAGUUCGACCAGUAUAUCAAAGGCAAGAGAUGGGCCAUCAAUCAGAUCGAAUGGUUCAUUCGGAAGGGCGACGUAAUUGACACCGACACAGCUCUGGAAAGGCGAUUUGAGAGGAAGCUGAAGCCAGGCGUUGGAAGCAACAACAGAAUAUGGGAUUCUACCGUGGUCAUAUCCCACAAUGAACGAGCUGUCCUACCAAGAGGACUGAGACAAGCUGGUGCAAAAAAGCUAUGUGUGGUCAAAUCAGACCUCAGAGCCGUCGAAGAACGUGAGUUCGAGGAGAAAAACAAGAGGUGCUGGCAAGGAAGACGCUACUAUCUUGCAAAAUUCACGAUCAAAGUAAUGAUCGCUCCAGCCGAUCUGAAGUUUGAACUCUGGUUCAAGGGAACGAAGUAUUCAAGAAGUCAUGAUCCUGUGACAAUCCAAUGGGACCCGGCCGGAGCAUCCGAAAAGCCACCAGAACGACAUGUAGACGGUUUUGUUGACGACGUGUUGGAAGUGCCUGCCUACAGACAAAGUCAGGGUAUGAAUGGGUGGGUUGGAUGA
Mollisia scopiformis is the source of this 1902-nucleotide messenger RNA. RefSeq lists its product as uncharacterized. Lineage: Eukaryota; Fungi; Ascomycota; Leotiomycetes; Helotiales; Mollisiaceae. Bases 1 to 1902 code for a protein of 633 amino acids. The transcript is spliced from 7 exons. The record is from RefSeq and is a predicted model, not a curated record.